GGACAAAUUUUCAUUACUAUAAUGUGUAUCUUGAAAGUUGCAAAUUCUACUGUAACGCUCAAUGUUACAACUCCAAUAAUAUUCUACAGCACAACCUGCAUAACAAUGACAAUGUUUUUCCGCGUGGCCAGGAACUGGCCUAAGCUCGUUCGCGACGUGUCGCAUGUCGAAGAGUUGGAUCCGAGUUAUAAUCAUGCAGUAACAUAUAGAUGUAAUAUAACAUGCGGUGUAGUUUUAUUUUUGGCAUUAGUUGAGCACAUACUGUCUCUACUAUCUGCGUUUGCCGGUGCCAUGACGUGUUAUCCGAAGAAACCUAUCUACGAAGGUUUUGUAGAACAUUUCUAUCCGUGGGUAUUUAAUUUUAUACCAUAUACACCAUUUUUGGGAAUGUUAACUCAGUUCCUUCAUUUCCAAUCUACGUUCAUCUGGAAUUUUUCUGAUCUCUUUGUGAUUUGUAUGAGUUACUAUUUAACAUCUCGCUUGGAACAUGUCAACAAGAAGCUAUUAGCCGCACAAGGAAAGUAUUUGCCUGAGUUAUUCUGGAGAAGUACUCGCGAAAAUUACGGUCGGGCGACGCAGUUGGUUCGAAGAGUCGACGACGUAAUCAGUGGAAUUGUCUUCAUUUCCUUUGCUAACAACCUGUUCUUUAUUUGUCUGCAGCUCUUUAACACUUUGGAAGAUGGUAUCAAGGGUACCGGUGAAUGUUCCAGCCGUGUCAAAAAAGCAACUUUUCUGGGCGGUUACGAAGCGGCAGUGUAUUUUCUAUUUUCAUUGGUUUACUUGAUUACACGUUCGGUGGCGGUAUCGCUUAUUGCAUCGCAAGUUAACACGGCAUCGACAGUGCCAGCGCCAGUUUUAUACGAUGUCCCAUCACCUGUGUAUUGUAUCGAGGUUCAGAGAUUUUUAGAACAGAUCCACGGAGAUAAAGUAGCGUUAAGUGGACUUCAAUUUUUUAGCGUCACUCGAAGCUUGUUGUUGACGGUAGCGGGAACAAUAGUUACAUACGAGCUAGUUUUGUUUCAGUUCAAUAGUUCACCGCAAGAUCAGAGCGGUUCAUUUAUCGAUAAUGCAACUUCUACACUGGUCCCCGCUCGCCAAUAUUAAUAGAGAAAAUUGUCGCCAAGAAUUGAUCAUUUUAAAUCAUUAAAAACUAUAAGAAUAAAUAGACCUAAAGGUCUAUAGAAUCAGAAGGUUUUGGAAUUAGUGGGAUUGAGGGUCAGCUUUAGGAUUUUUUGUUUUUAAAAAGAAACACAUGUUGUUCGAGGG
Molecule: messenger RNA, 1266 nt
Organism: Papilio xuthus (Asian swallowtail)
Lineage: Eukaryota; Metazoa; Arthropoda; Insecta; Lepidoptera; Papilionidae
Product: gustatory receptor for sugar taste 64f-like
Exons: 9
Coding region: 22-1104 (360 amino acids)
Biological process (GO): detection of chemical stimulus involved in sensory perception of taste; sensory perception of sweet taste
Cellular component (GO): membrane
Molecular function (GO): sweet taste receptor activity
Source: RefSeq, a predicted model, not a curated record